AUGCAUUUACUGAAGCAGUCCAAGUGUGAGCCCAGGCACAAUGCUAUGAACAGGGUGGUGUGGAUCAGCAGGAGGUGCUCAGGAUCAGUAGCAGGUGCACAGGAACAAGAAGAGUAUGCUGCAGGAGAUCAGGACCGGGUGCUCAGGACCAGUGUCUUGUGUGAGGAGCAGCUGGUGGAGUCCAGGGGAGGCUUGGUACAACCUGGGGGCUCCCUGAGACUCUCCUGCAUGGCCUCAGGAUUCACCUUCAGUGAUUACCACAUGAGCUGGAUCCGCCAGGCUCUCGGGAAGGAGCUGGAGUGGAUCUCAGGCAUCAGUAGCAGUAGUAGUUACAUAGACUACACAGACUCCGUAAAGGGCCAAUUCACCAUCCACAGAGACAACGGCAAGAUGAGUGGCCUGCGAGCCGAGGACAUGGCCAUGAACUACUGUGCUAGAGACACAGUGAGACAAUGUCGCUGUGAGAUGACACAAACGUCCCUUCAGGGGCCCUUAGUACCAGCAGGGGGCGAUGGAGAUCCACCUAGUAGAGGCCUGAGCUCCAGGAUCAGGUGCAGAGCAGGAAGCAGGGGACUGAGGGCUUCAUGUGGGCCUCUGGGGUUUCCUCUGUGUAUUACCAUCACAGAACUGGAAGGGACCCAAAAUACACAGGCUUCAGAUGUCUUAUGA
Messenger RNA from Cavia porcellus (domestic guinea pig), 669 nucleotides. RefSeq lists its product as uncharacterized. The coding region runs from base 1 to 669 and encodes 222 amino acids. NCBI's taxonomy places the organism in Eukaryota, Metazoa, Chordata, Mammalia, Rodentia, Caviidae. Gene Ontology annotation, biological process: immunoglobulin mediated immune response. Gene Ontology annotation, molecular function: antigen binding. The transcript has 2 exons. Gene Ontology annotation, cellular component: blood microparticle. The record is from RefSeq and is a predicted model, not a curated record.